Felis catus (domestic cat) is the source of this 6189-nucleotide messenger RNA. It is a transcript of the gene TAAR1, whose product is annotated as trace amine associated receptor 1. Lineage: Eukaryota; Metazoa; Chordata; Mammalia; Carnivora; Felidae. Bases 4485 to 5489 code for a protein of 334 amino acids. The record is from RefSeq and is a predicted model, not a curated record. Gene Ontology annotation, cellular component: membrane. Gene Ontology annotation, molecular function: trace-amine receptor activity. Gene Ontology annotation, biological process: G protein-coupled receptor signaling pathway. The transcript has 2 exons.
AAUAUGUAAUACAUGUAACAUGCAAAAUAUAUGUUAAUUGUGUUAUCAAUAAGGCUUCCAGUCAACAUAGGCUAUUAGUAGUUAAGUUUCUGGAGACUCAAAAGUUAUACACAGAUUUUCAACUGUAUGAGAGGUCAGCACCCGUAACACCUGCAUUGUUCAAGAGCCAACUGUAAUACAUAUAGGUUUGCUUGCUAAAAAUCAAUUAAAAAUUAUAGUAAAAGACAUUUGUAUUCGUGUGGAAUAUUUUUCAGGAGGCCAUGAUAGUUUGCUGGGUCAGUUUUCUUUCACAAUAGAAGGAGUACUGCCUACCUGACCAUAUACAUGUCCCAUGUAAGGAAAGGCUUCGUCCUAGACAAUGCCAGGGCUAUGCUGUGAUUUCAGGGGCUUGAAGCCACAUUCUUUAUACCAAGAUCUUUGUCCCAUCUGCCCCAAAUUCCAUAAGUUGAGACAUUCUUUUAUGCAUUGAAGACCUGGUUUGUUUAAGUCCUUUCAAUGGAAGCAUCUCUGGGCAUAGCCAUAUUUGUUUUGCUGUUGAAAAGUUGGGGUCAUUGAUGAUCAUUCACUGGAAAGAUGGGUUCUAAAAUGGAAAGAAGAGGGAGGGCAUCUGAGAGUAAUGAAACCAUCAGAAAAAAAUCUUUGCUACAUUUACAGUAAAAAAUGUAGGGGUGCUUAGGAAAGGGGAAGGCUCUGCAUAUCAGAGAUUUCUCCUUAAGUCUAAGCCAUUUCUGGAAUAGUUUCCAAGUAAUAACCAAUCAUGCCUAUGGUAACUUUAUAAAGAGGCUUAUAUUACAGUUUCUUGCUGUAACAACAUUGCUUUCUUUUUAUGCCAGUAGAAAACAUCCCCAAAUGUAAAACUCAAAUGGAAUUAUAAAGUCUUUCCUUUUCCUUAUUUUUGCCUCCAUAGACUGAUUUUUUCCCCAUUGCAAGUGAUAUCUCUACCCUAGUUGUCUUCUGUAUUUUUAGCAGAAUGGAGAAAAUGAUCUUACCAGUAAAAUGGUUUUGAAUUCCCAUUAUUUUGCUUUGAUUGAUGAUAUGAACCCCCAAAAUAUCUCUUCUAUAGUCCAUAUCAGGGGUCAGUAAACUAUUUCCUGUAAAUAUAAUUUUAUUGGACACUGAUACACCCAUUCAUUUAUGUAUCAUCUAUGAUACUUUCAUGUUACAAUGACAGAAUUAAAUAGUUGCCAUGUACCUAUGGCCUUCAAAGCGUAUGGCAUUUACUAUCUAGCCCUUUACAGAAACAAUUUACUGAUUCCUCACCUACAUGGUAAGGAAAACCUCUAUGAAUCUAAAAGCAGACACUUUAUUCCUUGCCUAUACAUUUCAUGACAUCGUCUUUUCUAAAAAUUUGAUUCAUUUAUGGUGCUAGCUGGCCUUAGUACUCAUCUUUUUCCACCAUAUUGGAAAAGAGUAUUUGCGCCAACUACAUUCUUCCCUGAUGAAAAAAGAAAUAUUAGUUUGAUUUCUGGCUUUGCCAUUUGCUAGUAAUAUGACAUUGGAAAAGCCAUUUAAGUUCUCCCAGACUCAUCAUAACCUGUAAAGUGGAAAUAAUGAGAUCUACUCCAUUUGGUUAUUGUGAGGGUUAAGUGAAAAUAUUACUUUAGCACUUAGCAUAAUUCCACUCAUAAUGAGUGCUCAGUGCGUUUUAUUUACAUAUAAUAGAAGUAACUUUAAAAACAUAUUUUGAAAAUAUCAACAUACCCACAGAAACAUGCCAUUUAUAAAAAUGAUACUAAGUAAUUCCCAAUACAAACAAAGAUACCUUAGUUUUGUUCUUUGCAAAUAAAACAAGAGGGAUAAAGCUAAUCAUUAACUUGGAGUUCAUUGAGCUUUGAUAGUGAGAAUGAAGACAUUUGCUAAUUUCUAUUUUUUAAGUGUGUGUGUGUCUGUGUGUGUGUGUGUGUAACAAGAAGGAAUUAGAAACUAACUUGAAUGCCUGCAGUACACAGUCAAAACACUUCUGUUGAUAAAAAAAAAGGUGCUGGAAUAAGAUAAUAAAAAUGUAAAACGUGAUUGUUACUGAUUAACAGAUUUUAAUUGUCCGCUAUGAAAUUAUUUUCUUAGGGUUAAAUAUGAAGUUUUUGCAUAUGUUUCCCUAUUCUAAAUUUAGCCUGUUUGUGAAGUGCUCUGAGUCCUUCUUUUCUGUUUCAGUUUAUAUGCGACCUGCAGGCAAUCUUUCCUAGCUACCGUGUGUGGGUUCCAGAUCUGUCUUAUGUGCUCCCAUAACUCAACCUUUGUGUUUUUAUUCAGCACGUUCUAUAUUGUACUUUAUCUGUUUGCAUGUCUAACUCACCAUUAGCUACAUAUUCCUGGAAAGAAGAAUCAUAAUUAUAUUUUAUCCUGCACACUUACCACGCAGUGAUUGUCAGUCAGUUAAAUAAAUGUUCAGGUUAAAAGAAAGAACGUGACAUACAUAAAAUGGAAAGAAGGCUUUUCAGUACAGUUUUAUAAUUAACGCUGAAAUUAUGAGAAUUCCAUAUUCAUGCAAUAUUCUGAUUUUAAAAACUUUAAAAAUGAAAAAUGAACUCAAUUAGUAAUUUAAUAUCACUCAACCAACAAAUAUUUAUUGAGCAAAUGAUUUGCAGGCGCUAUUUUAGGUGAUGGGGAGACAGUAAUGAACAAAGCAGAUAAGAUCUCUGAUUUCCUAGAGCAUCAUAAACUCCCAUACAUGAGGCAUUGUGCUUGCUUGCAAAGAAAACUCACUCACAAAAUGACAGAUGUAUGUGUUAUUGAGACAAACUCUGAACUCGUGUUUGGAAAGAUGAAUGAUAUUUUCUAUUCACUGUUAUAAGCAGUGAACUUGGAUGUUAUUUCUUGAACCAUCCUUUAAUAUCUAGAAAUUUCUGAAGCAGGAGUUAUAAUCGCCUAGUAAAAUGUCAACGUCACUUAUGUAAAGCAUAAUGUAAACGUCACUUAUGUAAAGCUGUUUCUGUUUUUGCUAUCACAGUUUUUGUUAGUGACUAUUUAGAUCACAAGUGACCCGUCAUGUGGUAUCAGUGUUUCUCUGUGUCGGUGUUUCUGCAAGGUGGGGGAAUGGGGUAAUAGAUCUCAGUGGCUUCUUUCAGAAAAACAAUUAACACAGUAAUUUAUUGCCAUGAAAAUUCUGUAUAGCAAACCACCCUGAAACUCAUUGGACCAAUGGGCUUCACGGGGGCUUGGUCUUCUCAUGGGAAAGCAUGGAGGACAUUCAUAAAUAUAGAGUUCUCCUAAUGACACGGCUUAGAACUGGCGCACUUUUAUUUCUGUCCAUAUUCUUUUGGCUAAAACAAGUAAAGUAACAAAGCUCAAGUUCUAAGGACAGGGUAGUAGCUUCCAUUCUCAGAGAAGAAAAGACACAAGUGUAGACGCCAGGAGAGUGAAGAACUGGGACCAACAGUAGCCUAUCACAAUAAUCCUAUGAUUUACUAUGGCUGAGUAACAAACAGAAAUGGAUGAGAAAUUGUACUUAAGAUAGUCAUUUUGCUCUACUGAAGGAUCUGGCUCCAUUUUGGAAGUUUUAUACAGAGGAAUUAAAAAAUUGAUGGACCGAACGUAUGUGACCACCUACCCUCAAAACCAGUGUUUCUGCAAUUGUGAUUAGUAACAUUAUUGGGGGGAUAAACCCCACUAAUUAAACAAAGAAAUAAAAUAGAAAAUAUCAGAGUGGGUUGAAGGAAGUAAGCAUUUUGUUUAAUGAAAACGUUUGCUUCUGUUAUGGAGGCAUACCUACAUGGGUACUGAGUCAUGAUACAAAAUAUAUGUCUUCCUAUUGUGGUUAAAACAAAGCUUGGGAAAGCCGUUGUUCUAACUUAUUUUCUACCUAUAAGAUAUUAUUGGGUGUAAGUACAUUCUAAUUUUUCAAAAUAGUCCUUGGGCAGGCGUGUCAUCUGUUUUGAAAUUGAACCGUUUUUUCAGUGCUCGUUUUUCCCUUUGUAAAGAUAUCUAAUACAGGAGUACUUUUCUUUCAAAUCAAUCAACAAUUAAGGCGGUUUUAAUGGACACGUGUUUUUAUAUAUAUGCUGGUAACACCCAUGACUGUGGUUACUGGUGGCCCAUGUUUGAGAUUAUUUUAAAAGUAAUGGUAAUAUUUACCUUCUCUAUUUAGCUUGCUCACUGCCAGCUUCCUGAUGCUGGUUUAGAAUAAAAGCACUUCCCAGUUAUAUGUAUCAAUAAUAUACUGUUACCUUGCUUCAGAAAGAUUUAUUAUCAGCUUAUCUUUUCCAGAUUUCAAUAUUUGCGUCAUCUGUCUAGGCGAACUGUGGCCUACGGUAACACAGCAGUGGCUCUAGUCAGUAGCUGUCCAGGGGACACAUGCGGAGGGGGCCUCCUCCCCAAAGGCAGUGUUUCUGCAGCCGGCUUGUCCCCUCUCUGGUCACUCUUACCUGAGAAGGUUUCUGGAAUAGGUUUUGGGAAAGCAAAGAAGAAACUCUAACCUGAGUAUGGAUUUUGAAGAAAGAUUCCUCAACACGCAAAGGAAGAAAUAAGCUGGUGGAUAGCCCUCAGGAAUGAUGUCCUUUUGCCACAAUGUCAUUAACAUUUCUUGUGUGAAAAGCAGUUGGUCAAAUGAUGUCCGUGCUUCCCUGUACAGUUUAAUGGUGCUCAUAAUUCUGACCACACUCACUGGCAAUCUGAUAGUCAUUAUUUCCAUAUCACACUUCAGGCAACUUCAUACCCCAACGAAUUGGCUCAUUCAUUCCAUGGCGACCGUGGAUUUUCUGCUGGGGUGCCUGGUCAUGCCUUAUAGUAUGGUGAGAUCUGUUGAGCACAGCUGGUACUUUGGAGAAGUCUUCUGUAAAAUUCACACCAGCACUGACAUUAUGCUGAGCUCGGCGUCCAUUUUCCACUUGUCCUUCAUUUCCAUUGACCGCUACUAUGCUGUGUGUGACCCACUGAGAUACAAAGCCAAGAUCAGUAUCUUGGUUAUUUUUGUGAUGAUCUUCAUUAGUUGGAGUGUCCCCGCUCUUUUUGCAUUUGGAAUGAUCUUUCUGGAGCUCAACUUCAAAGGAGCUGAAGAGAUAUAUUACAAGUACAUUCACUGUAUAGGAGGUUGCUCUGUCUUCUUUAGCAAAACAUCUGGGGUACUGGCCUUUAUGACUUCUUUCUAUAUACCUGGAUCUAUUAUGUUGUGUGUCUAUUCCAGAAUAUACUUCAUAGCUCAAGGACAGGCAAGAUCAAUUAAUGAUGCAAUUGGAUUGGAAGAGAAAAAUGGAAUGUCACAAAACAAAGAAAGGAAAGCUGCAAAGACUUUAGGGAUUGUGGUGGGAGUUUUCCUAAUAUGCUGGUGUCCUUUCUUUGUCUGCAUGGUCAUGGACCCUUUCCUGGACUAUGCUAUUCCACCCACCUUAAAUGAUGCAUUGGUCUGGUGUGGCUACCUGAACUCUACUUUCAAUCCAAUGGUUUAUGCAUUUUUCUACCCCUGGUUCAGAAAAGCACUGAAGAUGAUUCUAUGUGGUAAAAUUUUCCAAAAAGACUCUUGUAGGUAUAAACUAUUUUUAGAGUCACAUCCAUAGAAUUAUUAUAUUUACUGUUUACUGCUUUGCAAAACAGCUGGUGAUCAUAAUUUUGAACACAACAUAAUUAACCACAUGCACCAACUGCGGGGUCUUUCAUCAAAUGUUUGAGCCAAAGGAUGGAUAGUGACAUAUAAUGCUUUUAUUUCACUUCCUUUUUGGGACACAGUGGAUGUAAUCCUUGCCAUGCUUACUAUUACAUAGAAGCUUUGCAAGUCCAGAAUUUAAGGCCCUACGUUAAGAGCCUUUCUUGCCCUUAGCUGAACUGCGAUGAAUUGACAAUUGUUCAAUGCUGGAAAUUAUGGGGCCGCAAUUGGAUAUGCAAAUUAGAAUUACUUUGUCAUCCAUUUGCUCGAAUAUAUACGUCUUUUUGUGAAAUCAAAUAAAGUGCACGUUAAAUGAUAUUAAAUACUUUUUAUACGUAAUUUGCUAUUUACCAUGAAUUCUUAUUAAUAUAUAUUCCGCUUUUAAAAUAUUUUGAUUUUCAUCUUUUUAUAAUAUGCUUUCUUGAUUCUCAUACUUGCAGAAAUUUGGAAAGUAAGGAAAAAAUAAAAAUAAAAUAUCGUAUAGAAACAAAAUGAAGAUAAAGAUAUCACUCAUAGUUCACCUCCUGAAAAAAACUUAAAAUUCUUGACAACAUAAUUUUUUGUUAACUGUAUAAUGUUACACUGUAUGGAUGCACAAAGAUUUUUUUAGACCA